This is a messenger RNA of Bacillus rossius redtenbacheri, 812 nucleotides long. Its product is annotated as NADH dehydrogenase [ubiquinone] 1 alpha subcomplex assembly factor 2. Lineage: Eukaryota; Metazoa; Arthropoda; Insecta; Phasmatodea; Bacillidae. The coding region runs from base 184 to 624 and encodes 146 amino acids. The transcript has a single exon. Gene Ontology annotation, cellular component: membrane; mitochondrion. The record is from RefSeq and is a predicted model, not a curated record. Gene Ontology annotation, biological process: mitochondrial respiratory chain complex I assembly.
UCUCAGCAGGGCAAGCGAUCAUAUGGUCAGUCAUGUGCUAUUAUAUAGUCUUUGGUCAUGUGUGUAGCUAGCUAUUGUAUGCAUGAGUAAAAAUGUUGGAAGUGUUUAAUUCUUUAGUUACAUAUCUGAUAUAUGUGCUUCAUGAAUAGUUGUUAAUGCUUUUGUUGGGUGUACUCAGAAGUUAUGGCAAAAGAAGGAAGAGGUAUUGUGGCAACAAUUCUGAAGAACCUCGUGAACUCUCUGAGGCCCCGGCAGAUGUUCGGCAACGAGAUGGGAAAGGACCACCUGGGCAACACGUACUUCGAGAUCCCGGCCGACCCGCGGGCGGGCAAGCGCCGGGCGGAGCGGUGGUUCGCGCCCAAGGAGAAGGAAGACUUCGAGCAGCAGGUGCCGGCGGAGUGGGAGGCGUGGCUCAGAGGUCGGCGCAGCGAAGCGCCCAAGGAGGAGGAAGUGCUGAGGAACCUGGCUCUCAUGCAGGUGAAGAAGGAGAACGCCAGGAAGAUCGCCGAGAGAGAAGCCGCCUCGAGGGACAGUAGCAGUUUGGGGACAGAGGUCAAAGGAAAGGAAUCCUUCCCAGCUCGGAAGGAAUAUGAAAUAAUGCCUGGCAAGCCCCAAAAUAAGUAGCCGAAAAUGCAAGAUAAACACGUAGUCAAUUUUAAUGUUUUGAAUUAUAUUUAAUUAUUGUAAAGGUAUUUUGUUCCUUUCUCAAAGAGAAAAAAAAACUGCAACCUUAAAAAAUGGUUUUAUGUAUUUGAACUAAUAUACCCACUCUUUUUUUUUUGUUUCAUUAAAAAUGUGCUGUAAAGUUCAAA